AUGAUGAGCUUCGGCGGCGCCGAUGCGCUGCUGGGCGCCCCGUUCGCUCCUCUGCACGGAGGCGGCAGCCUGCACUAUGCGUUGGGCCGCAAGGCGGGCACAGGCGGUCCGCGCUCCGCGGCCGGCUCCUCCAGCGGCUUCCACUCGUGGGCGCGGACGUCCGUGAGCUCCGUGUCCGCCUCGCCCAGCCGCUUCCGCGGAGCCGGCGCCGCCUCGAGCACCGACUCCCUAGACACACUAAGCAACGGGCCGGAGGGCUGCGUGGUGGCGGCGGCGGCGGCGCGCAGCGAAAAGGAGCAGCUGCAGGCUCUGAACGACCGCUUCGCGGGCUACAUCGACAAGGUGAGGCAGCUCGAGGCGCACAACCGCAGCCUGGAGGGCGAGGCGGCGGCGCUGCGGCAGCAGCAAGCCGGCCGUGCCGCCAUGGGCGAGCUGUACGAGCGCGAGGUGCGCGAGAUGCGCGGCGCCGUGCUGCGCCUGGGGGCGGCGCGCGGGCAGCUGCGGCUGGAGCAGGAGCACCUGCUGGAGGACAUCGCGCACGUGCGCCAGCGGCUGGACGAAGAGGCCCGGCAGCGGGAGGAGGCGGAGGCGGCGGCGCGCGCCCUAGCGCGCUUCGCGCAGGAGGCGGAGGCGGCGCGCGUGGAGCUGCAGAAGAAGGCGCAGGCGCUGCAGGAGGAGUGCGGCUACCUGCGGCGCCACCACCAGGAGGAGGUGGGCGAGCUGCUCGGGCAGAUCCAGGGCUGCGGUGCCGCGCAAGCGCAGGCGCACGCCGAGGCGCGCGACGCCCUCAAGUGCGACGUGACGUCGGCGCUGCGGGAGAUCCGUGCGCAGCUCGAAGGCCAUGCGGUGCAGAGCACGCUGCAGUCGGAGGAGUGGUUCCGAGUGAGGUUGGACCGACUGUCGGAGGCAGCCAAGGUGAAUACAGAUGCCAUGCGCUUGGCACAGGAGGAGAUAACAGAGUACCGGCGGCAGCUGCAAGCCAGGACCACAGAGUUGGAGGCGCUGAAAAGCACCAAGGAAUCACUGGAAAGGCAGCGCUCUGAGCUAGAGGACCGUCAUCAGGCAGACAUUGCCUCCUACCAGGAUGCUAUUCAGCAGCUGGACAAUGAGCUGAGAAACACCAAGUGGGAGAUGGCAGCGCAGCUCCGAGAGUACCAGGACCUGCUCAAUGUCAAGAUGGCCCUGGAUAUCGAGAUUGCUGCCUACAGAAAGCUUCUGGAAGGUGAAGAGUGUCGGAUUGGCUUUGGUCCAAGUCCCUUCUCUCUUACCGAGGCACUCCCGAAAAUUCCCUCCACAUCCACUCACAUAAAGGUCAAAAGUGAAGAGAUGAUAAAAGUGGUAGAAAAGUCAGAGAAGGAAACAGUGAUUGUGGAGGAGCAGACAGAAGAGAUCCAGGUGACUGAAGAAGUGACAGAAGAAGAGGAAAAAGAGGCCAAAGAGGAGGAAGAAGGUGAAGAAGAGACAGAAGGAGGAGAAGAAGUAACAUCUCCCUCUGCAGAAGAGGCCGCAUCUCCAGAAAAGGAAACCAAGCCUCUUGUGAAGGAAGAGGCCAAGUCACCAGCUGAGGUAAAAUCUCCAGCUGCAGCCAAGUCACCAACUGAGGCCAAGUCACCAGCUGAGGUAAAAUCUCCAGCUGCAGCCAAGUCACCAACUGAGACCAAGUCACCAGCUGAGGUAAAAUCUCCAGCUGCAGCCAAGUCACCAACUGAGGCCAAAUCACCAGCUGAGGCCAAGUCACCAACUGAGACCAAGUCACCAGCUGAGGUAAAAUCUCCAGCUGCAGCCAAGUCACCAACUGAGGCCAAAUCACCAGCUGAGGCCAAGUCACCAACUGAGACCAAGUCACCAGCUGAGGUAAAAUCUCCAGCUGCAGCCAAGUCACCAACUGAGGCCAAGUCACCAACUGAGGCCAAGUCACCAGCUGAGGCCAAGUCACCAACUGAGACCAAGUCACCAGCUGAGGUAAAAUCUCCAGCUGCAGCCAAGUCACCAACUGAGGCCAAGUCACCAGCUGCAGCCAAGUCACCAACUGAGACCAAGUCACCAGCUGAGGUAAAAUCUCCAGCUGAGGCCAAGUCACCAGCUGAGGUAAAAUCUCCAGCUGAGGCCAAGUCACCAGCUGAGGUAAAAUCUCCUGCUGAAGUAAAAUCUCCAGAGAAGGCCAAGACCCCUGUGAAGGAAGGUGCAACAUCCCCAGCUGAGGAGUCCAAGUCUCCUGUAAAAGAAGGAGUGAAGUCCCCAGCUGAAGUAAAAUCUCCAGAGAAGGCCAAGUCCCCAGUCAAGGAAGAAGCAACAUCUCCAGCUCAAGCCAAGUCCCCGGAGAAGGAAGAGGCAAAAUCACCAGCAGUGGUUAAGUCUCCUGAGAAGGCCAAGUCCCCUGUGAAGGAAGAGGUCAAGCCUCCAGCUGAGGUAAAAUCCCCUGAGAAGGCUAAGAGCCCAGUGAAGGAGGAAUUGAAGUCUCCUGAGAAGGCCAAGACUCUUGAUGUGAAAUCUCCAGAAGCCAAGACUCCAGGGAAGGAGGAAGUAAAGUACCCUGCAGACACCAAAUCUCCCCAGCAGGCCAAAAGUCCUGCCAAGGAGGAGGUCAAGUCCCCAGAGAAAGUCAAGUCCCCUGAGAAGGAAGAUGCCAAGGCUCCUGAGAAGGAAGCUCCCAAGAAGGAAGAGGUGAAGUCUCCUGUGAAGGAGGAGGUGAAAGCCAGAGAACCCCCAAAGAAAGUGGAGGAAGAGAAGACCCCUGCUACACCAAAAACAGAGGAGAAGGUGAUCAAGAAAGAUGAACCACCCAAGAAGGAGGCCACAAAGCCCAAGGUGGAGGAGAAGGCCGCUACAGUGGAAGCCAAGAAGGAAGAGUCUGGAGAGAAGAAAAAAGCAGCGACCCCAGAAAAGGAGACUCCUGCCAAGACAGAGGUGAAGGAGGAGAAGACAGAGAUGCCCAAGGCAGAAGCAGAUGACACCAAGGCCAAAGAACCCAGCAAACCUGCAGAGAAGGAAAAGCCACAGAAAGAAGAGAUGCCAGCAGCACCAGGGAAGAAAGACAGCAAGGAAGAGAAGGCCACAGAGUCCAAGAAGCCCGAGGAGAAGCCCAAGACAGAGGCCAAGGCCAAGGAGGAUGACAAGAGCCUUUCCAAAGAGCCUGGCAAACCCAAGACAGAAAAGGCAGAAAAAUCCUCUAGCACAGACCAAAAAGAUAGCCAGCCCCCAGAGAAGGCCGCAGAGGACAAGACUGCCACGGGGGAGAAGUAG
This is a messenger RNA of Arvicola amphibius (Eurasian water vole), 3243 nucleotides long. RefSeq names its product neurofilament heavy chain (gene Nefh). Gene Ontology annotation, molecular function: structural constituent of postsynaptic intermediate filament cytoskeleton. Gene Ontology annotation, biological process: axon development. Gene Ontology annotation, cellular component: neurofilament; axon. The transcript is spliced from 4 exons. Bases 1 to 3243 code for a protein of 1080 amino acids. The record is from RefSeq and is a predicted model, not a curated record. Lineage: Eukaryota; Metazoa; Chordata; Mammalia; Rodentia; Cricetidae.